Molecule: messenger RNA, 2172 nt
Organism: Peromyscus californicus insignis
Lineage: Eukaryota; Metazoa; Chordata; Mammalia; Rodentia; Cricetidae
Product: keratin, type II cytoskeletal 2 epidermal
Exons: 9
Coding region: 1-2172 (723 amino acids)
Biological process (GO): keratinization; intermediate filament organization
Cellular component (GO): keratin filament
Molecular function (GO): structural constituent of skin epidermis
Source: RefSeq, a predicted model, not a curated record
AUGAGCUGUCAGAUGUCGUGCAAGUCUCGAAGAGGAGGAGGCGGAGGAGGCGGUGGAGGAUUCCGUGGCUUCAGUAGUGGUUCAGCUGUGGUCUCUGGAGGGGGCCGGAGAUCAACCAGCGGCUUCUCCUGCUUGAGUCGCCAUGGUGGUGGCAGAGGAGGCUCUGGUGGAGGUGGCUUUGGCAGUCAGAGUCUUGUUGGCCUCGGAGGGUACAAGAGCAUCUCUACUAGUGUGGCUGGCUGCGGCAGUGGAUUUGGUGGCAGAGGCGGCGGAGGCGGCUUCGGAAGCGGCAGCAGCUUUGGAGGCGGCAGCAGCUUCGGAGGCGGUGGUGGCUUUGGAGGUGGCUCUGGCUUCGGAGGUGGCUCUGGCUUUGGAGGAGGCAGAGGAUUUGGAGGAGGCAGUGGAUUCGGAGGUGGCAGUGGAUUUGGAGGUGGCAGUGGAUUCGGAGGCGGUGGAUUUGGUGGAGGCGGCUUUGGUGGAGGCCGUUUUGGAGGAGGCGGCGGCUUUGGGGGGCCUGGAGGAUUCCCUGGUGGAGGCAUCCAUGAAGUCUCCAUCAACCAGAGCCUCUUGCAGCCUCUUGAUGUCAAAGUAGACCCAGAGAUCCAGAAUGUGAAGUCUCAGGAGAGAGAGCAGAUCAAAACUCUCAACAACAAAUUUGCCUCUUUUAUCGACAAGGUUCGAUUCCUGGAGCAGCAGAACCAGGUGUUACAGACCAAAUGGGAACUUCUGCAGCAGCUGGAUGUGGGCACCCGCACCACCAACCUGGACCCCAUCUUCCAGGCCUAUAUUGGCAUGCUCAAGAAACGAGUGGACAGUCUUUCUGCAGAAAGAAACUCGCAGGAUUCAGACUUGAACAACAUGCAGGAUCUCGUGGAAGACUUUAAGAAGAAGUACGAGGAUGAAAUCAACAAGCGCACAUCUGCGGAGAAUGAGUUUGUGACGAUCAAAAAGGAUGUGGACAGUUCCUACAUGGACAAGACAGAGCUGCAGGCCAAGGUGGACAUACUGACGCAGGAAGCUGAUUUCCUGAGAACACUCUAUGACACGGAACUGUCUCAGCUACAACAGACUGUCACUGACACCAAUGUCAUCUUGUCCAUGGACAACAACCGGAACCUUGACCUGGACAGCAUCAUUGCUGAGGUUCAGAAUCAAUAUGAGAUCAUCGCCCAGAAGAGCAAGAUUGAGACAGAGGAGCUGUACCACAGCAAGUAUGAAGAACUCCAGGUCACUGCUGUAAAACAUGGAGACAGCUUGAAAGAGGUCAAGAUGGAGAUCAGUGAGCUGAACCGCACAAUCCAAAGGCUGCAAGGGGAGAUAUCACAUGUGAAGAAGCAGUGUAAGAGUGUUCAAGAGUCCAUUGCAGAUGCAGAGCAGCGUGGGGAGCAUGCCAUUAAAGAUGCCAGGACCAAGCUCACUGACUUGGAGGAGGCCAUGCAGCAGGCCCGGGAGAACCUGGCCAAGUUGCUUCGGGACUACCAGGAGCUCAUGAACACCAAGCUGUCCCUGGAUGUGGAGAUCGCCACCUACCGCAAGCUGCUGGAGGGCGAGGAGUGCAGGAUGUCUGGAGACUUCAACGACAACGUGUCUGUGUCCGUGACAAGCAGCACCAUUUCUUCAUCCGUGGCAUCCAAGGCUGGCUUUGGCUCUGGAGGUCAAAGUUCCGGAGGAAGAGGGUCUUAUGGAGGAGGAGGAGGAGGAGGAAGCACCUAUGGCUCUGGAGGCAGAAGCUCUGGCUCCAGGGGAGGGUCUGGAUCCGGAGGAGGCGGAUACAGCUCUGGAGGAGGCUCUAGAGGAGGAUCCGGAGGAGGAUACAGCUCUGGAGGAGGUUCCAGGGGAGGAUCUGGAGGAGGAUACAGCUCUGGGGGAGGCUCCAGGGGAGGUUCAGGCUCUGGAGGAGGAUACAGCUCUGGGGGAGGCUCCAGGGGAGGUUCAGGCUCUGGAGGAGGAUACAGCUCUGGGGGAGGCUCCAGGGGAGGUUCAGGCUCUGGAGGAGGAUACAGCUCUGGGGGUGGCUCCAGGGGAGGUUCAGGUUCUGGAGGAGGCGGAUACAGCUCUGGGGGAGGCUCCAGGGGAGGUUCAGGCUCUGGGGGCAUAGUAUCUGGCUCUGAAAGGGAGGGUUCUGGUUCAGGGGAAGGUUGUGGCUCCGGGGUGACCUUCUCUUUUAGAUAG